UCAUCUCGAAACGCCCAAGCCUCUCUCUCUCCUUUCUCUCCCCCUAGGGUUUUGAUUCUGAUUCUUCUUCUUCUUCUUCUUCUUCUUCUUCUCGGAUUGAUCUUAUAUGUUCAUGGGAAAUUCGUCGCCUUGAGGUGCUUCGAGCUCCUGCUUAUUCAGCCUAGACCUGUGUAAGAGGUACGCCUUUUCGUAUUUGAAACUGUAAAGGCCUCGAUUUCUAGGGUUUCGAAUUGUUCGAUACCUCUAGAAUGAUUUCGGUGAUGAGCGGCAACGAUUUCAAGGCCGAUUUGAUAGAAGACGAGGCUCAAUCACAAGGUAGGGUUUCUGUCGAUGGUGGUGGUGGUGGUGGUGUUAGCUCCAGCAAUCGGGCGAAUGUUGGUGGGAGUGGAGUCUUGUCUUCCGAUUUGUGUGUUUCGGAAGGAAAUAGGGUUUCGGGAAAUGAUUUUGUUGUUAGUUCUGUUGGCGAUUCUCGUGGUGGAAGUGAUGAGGACCAGUCUCUAAAUCGUGUAGUGUCUGAAGGAGGGAGGAUUCCUGUGGAGUCGGAUAAUCAAGCUCCAGUCAGUGAUUUUGACGGUGCGUUUUCGGUGGGAGGUGUUGGUAAUUUAGGGAACUGUGGAUCUGACAGAAUUAGGGUUUCGGAGGGUGACUGGAGAGGUGCUGAUGAAGACAUAGAUUUUUGGAGUUCUAAUUCAAGAAAUGAAGACGUGAUAGACAAACCUUGGGCCAAUUCCGAGGAAAAGGGGCUUGUACAGGCUAGCUCUAUGUCAAUUGUCCAUAAAAUUGAGGGCUGGCAUGAUAGAGUCGAGCAUUCGGGGGCGGGGAAGGGACACGAUGAAGUUGAGAAAUCUGAUGUUUCUCGAUAUGAAUCAAUGAUUUCCAUGUUCGAUGAAUUUGCAGCAAAUGGGAAGGGUAAGACCAUGGGGCCUGGGGCGCAAAAUUCUGUCGGUUAUGGAUAUGAAAUUGGUGAUAUGGUUUGGGGGAAGGUAAAAUCACAUCCGUGGUGGCCGGGUCAUAUAUACAAUGAAGCAUUUGCGUCACCAUCAGUUAGACGAACAAAGAGAGCUGGGCAUGUGUUGGUUGCUUUCUUUGGGGAUAGUAGUUAUGGAUGGUUUGAUCCAGCUGAGCUUGUCCCAUUUGAUCCUAACUUCUCCGAGAAGUCGAGGCAGACAAAUUCUAGAACUUUUGUGAAGGCUGUGGAGGAGGCAACUGAUGAGGCAUGCAGGAGGCGAGAUUUGGGUUUGGCUUGCAAAUGCCGGAAUCCUUAUAAUUUUCGGCCGACUAAUAGUCAAGGCUACUUUGUUGUUGAUGUGGGUGAUUAUGAGGCUGGAGGAGUCUACUCUGUGAACCAGAUAAAACAAGCCAGAGAUGAUUUUCAUCCUGGGGAUACUCUUGCUUUUAUUAAGCAGUUGGCAUUGAUGCCUCAUGGAGGACACGGGACUAUAGAGUUUAUUAAGAGUAAGGCUACUCUUUUGGCUUAUCGAAAAACAGCAUUUGAGGAGUUUGAUGAAACCUAUGCUCAAGCAUUUGGGCAACAACCAAUCCGCCCUACUCGUACACCAAUGGAUGCUGUGACUCAGCAUUUUAGAGCUCCAUUGAGUGGCCCAUUGGUGAUUGCAGAGGCUUUGGGUAAGAAGAAGAACCCAACAAAACUUAGUAAGCCGAAGUACCAAGCAAACAAAGAUAGAUACCUUUUCAAAAGGAGAGAUGAACCAACUGGUUUGAAAAAUCAGCAAAUAGAGCAAGCAACUGCUGCUUUGCAGCCAGCUCAUGUUGAGGGAUCCCCAGAGUUAGCCGCUGGUGAGUAUGUGCUGCAGAGGAGGGAUCAAGCAAUCUUUAUGAAGCAGCAAAUUCCAGAUAAAAUUGAGCAGAUGGUAUUUAGUGAAAGGGAUGGUGCUUCAGUCCCAAAUCGAGCUGCAACUGGUGAAGAACAUGCAAGUACAUUGGAGACAGUUUCUGGAGUGAACUUUAGCAUGGCUAGUUCACUGGAAAGCGGAUUUAAGGUUGAGCCUUCUGGCAGUUCUGCUGCUGAUGGUUUUUCAGGGAAAGGAGCAUUCAGGAUAGACGUGCUUCCCAAUUCAGAAAAUAGUGGGCAGGUUGCAUCCAUGCCAAGAUUGUUUGAAGGCUUCCAGCAGCCUACAAGUUCAGCGACUACAGUUAAAGAAGUGCAUGCACAGGAACAAGCUCGCAUGGAUGGUUGUGGGGGACAUGGUUUACCACCUACUGAUGUGAAGUUACACGGUCAGGAUUCAAGAAUGCAUAAUGAACAUGGGGCGAAAAAGGCCAAGCUUCUUAAACGUCCAGUAGGGGAAUUGGGUGAUGAGAAAUCUGCGGUAGGGGAGAAGAAGAAGAAGAGGAGGAAGAAGGAAUUGGGCGUGGAAAUGAGCUCUGACAGAAUGUCAAAGGUGGCUUCUGUUGGAAAAGGCGGUGCAUCUUCGGGAAGAGUUCCAGGAAAAUCUGUUCAAGUUGGUCUGCCUCUGAGAGAGGAUUUACAGAGAGAUGCUCUAAAGAGAGAUGAUGUAGGCAGUAGUACACUUCCUGAUUCCCUUCGAAUGCCUGUGACCGGGAUGGGAAGUUUUGAGCUAAAGAUUCCACAGUUACUAGGUGAUUUGCAAGCGCUUGCCCUCAAUCCCUUCCAUGGCAGAGAUGGUAGUCGUCCUGCGAUUAUAAGGCAGGCCUUCCUUAAAUUCCGGUCUCUUGUUUACCAGAAAAGCUUGUCACUGACAGCCUCAGCUGAGGUAGAGUCCAGUCAAAUUUCUGCCCCUAAAUUUGUAGCCGUCACUUCUACCGGUUCAGAUAAUCUUACUCGGGAGAAUGUUAAAGAUAUGACAUCUUCAAAGCCAGCAAAACCAUUAGUCCGGUCUGAUGACCCCACUAAAGGUGGCAGGAAACGUAGCCUGUCUGAUCGUCAAGAAGAACUUGCGGUAAAAAGGCUGAAGAAGGUUAGCGAGAUGAAGUCACUGGCUGCAGAUAAGAAAGCCACUUCAAAAACUUCUGAAGCACAGCGAGAAGGAAAAGAAAUGGGGGCUACAAGACCGUUGAAGCCAUUAAGAACAGAUCCUGUAAAGAAAAUGGAGUCCCCGGCAAAGGCGCCUGAGCCAACGAUGCUCGUGAUGAAGUUUCCACCCCAGAUGUCACUUCCUUCUGGGUCUGAGCUCAAGGUAAAGCUAGCCCGUUUUGGGCAAUUGGACCAUUCACUUACCCGUAUCUUCUGGAAGUCAUCAACGUGCCGGGUGGUCUUCAUUUAUAAAGCGGAUGCCGAGGCAGCCCUCCGGCAUCUUACUGGAAACGGUACACUGUUUGGGAAUGUCAGCUUGAGAUGCCACAUCCGGCCAAUGGCAGCUGCUGCGCCUGAAUCAGAGAGCAAGGUGCAAAGGGAAGAAGGCCCCAUGGACUCCCUGCAAGCGAGGGAUUCUGCAGUUGAACAACGGCCUCCAACACUGCAGCCUCUUCAACAGACGCCUGUGCAAUUAAAGUCAUGCCUGAAGAAACCGGGUGAUGAAGCUGCCGGAGGAGGGGCAGCCACGGGAGGUGGCGGCAGUAGCAGAGGCGCCAGAGUGAAAUUCAUGUUAGGAGGGGGAGAAACUAGUAGUAGUGGGGGAGACCAGUUGAUGAUGGUUGGUAGUAAGAACCACAACUUCUUGGAGAAUGCUACUACUACUAGUUUUGCUGUUGGUGGUGCAUCAUCAUCUUCUUCUUCUUCUUCUCAUGGAAUGGAUUUUAUUAGUAAGAAUGUUCAAAAGGUCAUUCCUCCAUCUCCAUUGCCUCCUCCUAUUCCUGCUGCUCCUCCUCAUCAUUAUUAUACUCUCCCCCCAAAUGCCCCGAUUAAUUUGCGGUAUGGGGAUCCAGCCCCAACUCGAAAUUAUCACAAUUUUAACCCCCUCAACAUGGCACCACCUCCUCCUCCUCCAAGCAUAAGCUCCUCGCCUAACAUGGAUCUCGGACCCCAUGUUCUUAGCCUUCUUUUAAGAUGCCUGGAGGUUGUGAUGGGUUUGAGGGGCUCUCUGGGCUACUCGCCCCUCCAUCCCCUAUGAUGUGCCGGCAAAAAGCAUAGCAUUUUUUAAUAACGAGAGGGGGAUGGAUGGAUAAGUCCAGAUGAGUUGUGCUUGGGUUGGGGACCAGAUUUUGGAGCUUUGGUGCCGUCCGAUGGCCCCUGAUUUGGGGCUGAAAUUGACUUCAAAAAGGCGGCGGCGUGGUGGAAAGCGGUGGGCAAUCGGUGAAAAAGGAAACGAAGGGAGAAAACAGCAAGAUAAAUAAUUUUUGUUUUGUUGUUAAUAUGAUGAUGAUGAUGUACAUGGAAGCCGGUUCAUAUAAAAUUAAAUGUAAUGGUGAUAGUGGUAAUUUUUCAUUUUCAUUUUGGUUAUAAUUUUUAUUUUCAUAUGGACCCUUUCUCUCUCUCUCCCUCUCUCUUUUAAAGAGGUAGGGUUGGGAGGAUGAUCCUCUUGAAUGAAUCAUUUAUUAUAUAUAUAUA
Molecule: messenger RNA, 4468 nt
Organism: Diospyros lotus (date-plum)
Lineage: Eukaryota; Viridiplantae; Streptophyta; Magnoliopsida; Ericales; Ebenaceae
Product: PWWP domain-containing protein 1-like
Exons: 2
Coding region: 249-4031 (1260 amino acids)
Source: RefSeq, a predicted model, not a curated record